AUGGAUGGGGCUAAGCCCUCUAAGGCGGCGCAUUCCAAUGCACCGCCAACAUUUGGCUACCAGACCCGGCUGCUAGAACGGACUGCAUCCCAACGGAGCGGUAACAGCCUACUUUCACGGAGUAAUUCGCAAUCAGGCAUGGGUAUCCUUUCCCAACCGACAGGCUCUUCCACUGCAUCUGCCACUCGCCGCUGGACGCCUUCGCAUAGGGUGACAAACAGUUUAGAUGCCGUGAGAGGGAAAUGGGAGGAAAAGGCCAGGGAAACAAAUGGCGAAGAACCCCGCGUUGCAUCUCCAACGUCCCUCUCCCGCGUUUCCUCUUCAUCCCAACAUACCGGAUCUUCGACAUCAUCAGGGCUUAUUUCUCCCACUGGCUCGAUUUCCAGGCCUGAACGAGAGCGUCGGCCGCCAUCACCAGACAGUCAGCGUACACCCACCUUUCUCAAGCGACACACCAUGCCCGCCCCCAUUAUCGCCACUCCGCUCUCACCCAAUACAACCGGAGUUUCUGUGGAAGCAGACUUUCCAUCUCCUUCAUUUACCACACCCACUCCCAACCGAAUCCACCUUCCUUCCCCAACAGCGUUCCCAUCCACAACAUCUGUUUCGAGCUCCAGAGAUUCCAGUAGUAGUUAUGCUGGGAGGAGUGCUCCUAAGAGUGUCCGAGAGCGGGCACAGACGUUGAAUGCAGCUUCAACUGGAGACAACGCAGCCCCAAACUCCCCGCCUCCAAGACCAACUUCAUCUUUCCCUUCUCCAAUGCGUCGUCCUACGUCUUUAUAUGGCUCAAACCACUCCGCCAUCGACCUCUCUAGACCCCCCUCAACUAUGACAGUCCCCCCUCCACCUCAAAUUCUCCCCGCCGAGGCAUCAUCGGUUAUGUCCCCACCAUCUUAUCGCAGCUCGUAUAUGAAUCGCAGCAAAGCUUCGACUUAUGGCGACCACCUUGUUGUUGGUCGGAAGUUAGGCCGCCAUUUACCGCGCAUAGCCAGUGGCGAUGGUGAAGAAGAUCGCGAUCGUGUUAUGGAAAAUCAAGAGCGCGAAUCUCGCGAGUCACGACGAGUUGCCCGCUUGAGGAGGCAUGAAGUCGAUUUUGACAUACCGCAGAAGUCUCCCCCGCCUGAUAUUGUUGUGCCCGGCCCCAGUGAUGUGACUGGUGUUCCAGGGAGGUUGCGUCUAUCCAAGAAUGCGGCGCCGGUGGCACCUUCUUCCCCUCUGCCUUCUGCUCGACUUACGCGUGGCUUGUGGGCGGACACCCAACGACACCUUAUCCAGGCGUACGAGUAUCUUUGCCACGUCGGUGAAGCGCAACAGUGGAUCGAGGGGUGUCUCAACGAAGAGCUUGAGUUUGGCGUCGUUGAGUUGGAGGAUGGACUACGUAAUGGAGUGAUUCUAGCCAAGCUAGUACGAGUCUUUCGACCAGCAGCUGCCAAGAAGAUUUACGAUGCGCCAAAGCUGGAUUUUCGACAUUCGGACAACAUUAACUAUUUCUUCAACUUCGUACGGGAAGUGGGGCUUCCUGAGGGAUUUAUCUUCGAACUGACCGAUCUGUACGACAAGAAGAAUCUGCCCAAAGUCAUAUAUUGCAUCCAUGCGUUGAGUCACUUGCUCGCUCGACGUGGAAUGGCUCAACGGAUCGGCAACCUUCUUGGCCACCUCAAGUUCUCUGAUGAUCAGCUUCAACGCACACAGAAAGGUCUCAAGGAUGCUGGAGUCCUUAUGCCCAACUUUGGAAAUGUCGGGAAAGAGCUUGCACGCGAAAUCAAUGAGCCAGAGGAAGACAUUGAGACAGAGGAAGAACGCCGCGAUCGACUUUUACUCGACCGAGUGGACUCUAUCAUCGGCCUUCAAGCUCACUGCCGACGAGAGCUAGUUCAACGGGCCCAAGCUACGCAGAAUGCUCGUAUACACCUACACCUUCCCCCGUCACGCGUGACCGCAAUCCAGGCGGUCUGCCGUGGUGUGUUGAUCAGGCGACGGAUUGAACGGUAUCGCCGUUCCAGACAGAAUUUAACACCUUGGGCCAUUGCUUUGCAAGCUGCUGGCCGAGGUCUGCUUGUGCGUCGACGAUGGCAUGCACGACUUGCUCGAAUCCAUCAUUCCUCUCGCUAUGUCGUCAAAAUUCAAGCCCAGCUGAGAGGAGUCCUUACUCGCCGUCGCUACCAUCGUCUGAAGGCCGUCUUCCGGUCCUCUGCCGCUUCAAUCACCAAACUACAAUCACUAGCACGUGCAUCUUUGGCACGUCAACGUCAUCGUCAAGUUGCCAUUUCUUUCCAGCAUCCUCACAUUCGCACAUCAAUCGUAGCUUUCCAGGCAACUUUAAGGGGUCUCCUUGCGCGCAGGCGGGCGGCAUGGCGGGCGCACGUGUUCCGACAUUUAACACCGACUUUCAUAAGACUCCAGGCUCAUUGUCGUGGUGUCAUCAUUCGCCGACGAAUGCGUAAUCAGCAAACGAGACUUAGGAAUACUACCGCUACUAUGGUUCAGAUACAGGCGGCUGCACGGACAUUCCUCGCCCGCAAACGUCUUCUCAAUCUCAUUCGCGGGUUGCGGACAGCGACUCCCGUUCUUGUCGGAAUCCAAGCCAUUGCUCGUGCGAGGCUAGCGCAACAACGGCAUCAGAGCUUGAAUGUUGCCCUGUCUCAGACUAACAUCGUCACCUCGAUUGGCGGCUUCCAAGCUCGGGCCCGCGCUUCCAUUGCACGUAACAAGCACCGUCAACUUCAACAUACACUUGGAUUUGUUGCCCCAGAUGUGGUAGGGCUCCAAGCUGCCUGCCGCAGGGCGCUUGUUCUGAAUGAAUAUCGGGCUUGGAGGGACCAUCUCCGAAACAGUCACCCAAUUGCCACGUUACUGCAGGCCAUGUUGCGUGGCACCAUGCAACGGAAAAAUUUCCGAAGCAGAAUGAACCAUUAUCGCGCCAACCUUAGCAAACUCGUUCAAAUCCAGUCUUUCAUCAGAGCGAAAGAAACAAGAGAGCAAUAUAGACAGCUGACCCUGGGAACGAACGUCUCUGUCGGCACAAUCAAGAAUUUUGUUCAUCUUCUUGACGACUCGGAGGGCGAUUUCCAGGAAGAGGUGAAAGUCGAAAGGUUACGCAAACAGGUGGUGGAAGCCAUCCGAGAAAACCAGGUGUUGGAAAAUGAACUCAGCGAUCUCGAUGUGAAGAUUGCCUUGUUUGUCCGCAACAGACAGAAUGUAGAGGAGGUACUACGUACUAGGCGACUGGGUGCUGACAGCGCUGCGGCUCGGGCUGAGAGGGCCACCAUUCUCGCUGCACAUGGCGAUCCUUUUUCUGGCCCCCAUACCAUCGAUCUCGCUGCUCGUCGUAAGUUGGAGCUUUACCAACAGCUAUUCUAUUUGUUGCAGACGCGAGGUGAAUAUCUGAGUCGUCUCUUCGUUCGCAUGUCGGUAGAUGCUGCCUCGGAGAACAACCGACGUUUCACCGAGAGAGUGGUCCUUACUUUGUUUGGGUUUGGUCAAGAUCGGAGGGAAGAUUUUCUUCUUCUCAAAUUGUUCCAGCUCGCGAUUCAUCAGGAAAUUCAAUCCGCCGGCUCAAUUCACGAAAUCAUUCAUGGCCAUCCUGUCUAUUUGAACAUCGCAGUCCCAUACCUCCGCCGGAAACAGGCAGCAUACGUUCGAGAAACUUUCCAGCAGAUUAUCAUGAAAGUCGUUGACCCAGAAUCCUUCGGUGAACCUCCACUUGACCUUGAAAUAGAUCCGUCCAAAAUUCAUCUGGAGCGUGGUCAACGAGAGGACCUUGAGGCUGGUGUGCACAGAGACCGUAAACCCCUCAACUUCCAUGAAGCGUUACAAGAUGGACCAACACGGGCCGCAUAUAUUCGUGGACUGCAAUCCCUUCAACAUGCCACCACUUGGUUUUUGGACAAGUUUUGCAAUUCGGUUCGACGUAUGCCGUUUAGCACACGCUAUCUUGCUCGGGAAACUCUAAACGCUCUCCAUGAGCGCUUUCCCGGUGAACCCGACAGUCUAUAUGCUGCUUGCAUUGGGAGGUUAGUCUAUUACCGCUGCAUUAACCCGGCUAUUGUCGCCCCCGAAACCUAUGAUAUGGUGCCCAAAACCGUUGAUCUUGGUGCCCGGAAAAAUCUUGAGCAAGUCUCCAAGGUUUUGACCCAGAUUGUCUCUGGAUCCGAGUUUGACGAGGACACUCCUCAAUUCGUCCCAAUCAACGAACUCGUUCGCACAAGCAUCGUGCAGAUGACAACAGCGCUUUUGGACGUUGCCAACGUUCCUGAUGCGGAGACAUUUUUCCAUGCCCAUGAAUUCUUGGACGCGACUGUGCAACCCAAGCCAAUUUAUAUUUCUCCGAAUGAAAUAUACACAAUUCAUGGCCUUCUGUUGCAACACCAGAAUGUCUUGGCACCAGAGGCGAAUGAUGUCCUGAGAACGAUUCUCUCGGAACUUGGGGGUGUGCCCAACCUGGGUAGCGAUGAAUUGAAAGAUGCGAGAGAACAUCCAGUCACUCUUGAGCUCACAAAUCGGUUUGCGGACGUUGAUGAUACCCGAGCAGAAGAAAACACACUUUGGGUCAAAGCGAAAAGAGGUGUUUUGGCUGUUCUUCGUGUCCACCCAGCCCAAAGUCUUGCCGAGUCGCUUUUACGGAAGGUUACUGAGGAGGAUGUACUCAUUUGGGACGAAAUACUCGACGCGGAAGCACAACAUCAACGCGCGCACAAUCGACGGCAGCCUUCCAAUUAUGGCGGCGAUUCCUACAAGCUGGAUGACUUCAAUGAUGAGGAAAGCAAUUUCCAUACCGUCAAAGCCAACGCCAUUGCAUAUCUUCUAAAGCUGGAGAAGAUGGGCAAAGUCUCACGGGACGAUGGUUUCCAGGGAAUUCUCAAUGCCAUCGCGCUUGAUGUCCGCAGCAAGCACCGCAAACGCGUUCAACGCCAACAAGAGAUGGAGUCCAUGCAGGAGGCACUGAAACAACUCGCCAAGAGCAAAAAGCAGCUGGAGGAGCAGAUUCAAAGCUAUCACAGCUACGCUGCUGCGGCCAUGCAAAACAUGCAGCAAAAUGCGCAAAAGAAACGAUGGGUUGUUCCUUUCACGAAGCAAUUCUUCCAUCUCCGUGAUUUGCAACGGUCCGGUGAAAAGCAUCAGCACGGCUCAUUCAUCUACACUGCCAAGUACCUGUACGAGAAAGGCAUUCUACUCUCUAUCGAGCAGUAUUCCCCUCGUCAGUUCGACAAGCUCAACGUGAUUAUGGCGUCCGACAAGCUGGGUGUUUUCGCCAUCACUCUCGAGUCCAACACCAUGGGUAUCGCAAACCGCAUCGGAAGCGAGGACGUCCGCAUGGAAGACCUCUUGCAGGCCAAGUUCGAAAGUCGGCAGUUCAUUUCGCUCAUCAAGGGCAAGGUCAAGGUCAACCUCGAGCGCUUCCUGUUCCAGAUUAAUAAGAAAUUCUAUGUUUAA
Mycena indigotica is the source of this 5433-nucleotide messenger RNA. RefSeq names its product RAS GTPase-activating protein. Lineage: Eukaryota; Fungi; Basidiomycota; Agaricomycetes; Agaricales; Mycenaceae. The transcript has 16 exons. Gene Ontology annotation, molecular function: actin filament binding; GTPase activator activity; calmodulin binding. Gene Ontology annotation, cellular component: mitotic actomyosin contractile ring; cytoplasm. Gene Ontology annotation, biological process: regulation of GTPase activity; mitotic actomyosin contractile ring assembly actin filament organization; regulation of actin cytoskeleton organization. Bases 1 to 5433 code for a protein of 1810 amino acids. The record is from RefSeq and is a predicted model, not a curated record.